Molecule: messenger RNA, 4101 nt
Organism: Trichoderma virens Gv29-8
Lineage: Eukaryota; Fungi; Ascomycota; Sordariomycetes; Hypocreales; Hypocreaceae
Exons: 8
Coding region: 1-3681 (1226 amino acids)
Source: RefSeq, a predicted model, not a curated record
AUGACGACGACGAAUUCUCAGGUGCUAGGCAGCACUGAUCUGGCUGAGCUCUUCAAAGAAGCUCAAGAUACAUUCUUGGCCUCGCUGUCGGAAGAAGAAAGGCGGUCGUUCCCAAAAUGUAGCUCCGCAGAGGAACUAGUAGAGUCAGCACGGAAGCUCGACAUCUUAUCAAGAGGACACCGAGACAGAAAGGCUAUGCUGCGCAAGAUUCAAGCCUUUGGCAACAAACUCAGUCCCUUCUUCGGUAUAAUCGAUAUACUCUGCUCGGCUCAUCCUGAAUGGGCCAACGUCGCCUGGGGUGCGUUUCGCCUUGUCUUACAGAUGUUACUCUGGCUUUUUGCAACCGUACAUAACGAUGAUCUAACAAAAAGACUUAAUCGCCGAGUUAAGCUGGCUAGCAAUUUUGGCACCUUUUUCGAGAACUUGUGUGAAACGCUGGAUCAACUCGCUGCAGAAUUUCCGCAAUGGACCGAAAUUUACAUCAGCCUUGGGCGUGAUAAACAUUCAUUCUCCCAAAGACUACCAGAGGCUCUGGUACGAUUUUAUACAUGCAUGUUCGACUUUUUGCACUCCGUUUCCCGAGUUUUCAUCCGCAAAGAUGGCAAGCCGAAGAAGACGUCGCUCUAUGUUGCGAACAUCAUGCGGCAACCCUUCAGUACAAGAUUCCAGGAUAUUCUUAAGAAGAUGAAAGCUUGUAGAGAAAUUGUUCUGAGUGAACUUAACCUGGCACUCCGCAUACAACUUCGGAACAACUCUCGGCAAGAUUCAGACUAUAUCAAAGAGAAAUUGAAGAAGAUUGACGCACUCUAUGACAAGGUAGUAGAGGUCAAAUCAGAAUUUACCGAAGCUGCCAAGGAAAGAUUCGACCAAACUCUUAGAGGGUGGCUUUCGGCCCCAGCCUAUAGAUCUGCGUUUGACAACGCGAGAGAUAGGAAACAUGAGGGCACCGCAGAGUGGUUGCUUGAUGAGCCGGUGUUUCAAUCCUGGAAUCAGCCCCAUGGUUCCUCUGAUUGCCGCUCUGCGAUGCUCUGGGUACACGGUAAUCCGGGAUCAGGAAAGACGAUUCUGGCGGCGUCUAUUAUAGACCUCUUGCAGGAAAAGCUAUCCGAAAGUGAAUUGGAUUCAUAUGCGGUUUGCUAUUUCUUCUUCGAUGCAACUGAACUGGGAUCGAACACCCGUCUUGGCGCCUAUAGGGCGCUGGCAACACAGAUCUACCAACAACAUGGCGAAAUCGAGCAGGUCCGGGAUAUUUUUGCUUUUGCGGCUCGUAACCGUGUCGAUACGGCGUCCGAAAAGGAACUGCUGGAUAUCCUUCAACUAGCCGUCUCCAUUCUGCCAAAUAUCUUCCUGAUCAUUGAUGGUGUGGAUGAAUGCUCCGAGGAUACGCAACUUGUCAGUGAUCUUCAUCGGCUUUGCGGUAUGUCAAAAGGCCGUGUCGCCUUGUUCAGCCGACCAACUGUUGUCGCCUUACGAUACCCGAAGUCGCCCAUUUCAUCAAUAUCGAUGCUUAAACAUCGAGUAAACAGCGAUAUGGCUAUUUUCUUUACACAAGAGCUUCAGGAUCUCACAGAUUUGGGUCUUUUCCCUCAACACCUUGUCGACGGUGAGAUGUCAUCGAUGGUGAUGCACCUCGUCAGCCGCGCCGAGGGCAUGUUUCUAUGGGCGAGAUUGAUGAUAUUGUAUCUCAGCUCGCCAGCCCUUACUCCAAGACAGAGGUUGGCCAUUGUCCAGCGAGAAACACCAGAGGGCAUCGGUACCUUGUAUGAGAAUAUAUUCAGCAUGAUCAAAAACCAAGACAAGCCCAGCCAAUUACUCGCCCGUCAAGUCUUUCUUUGGUGCACACAUGCCUAUUCCAACCUCACAGCUCAGCAGAUGCGUUGUGUCGUGUCGGAAGGUGGCCUGCAUGGCAAUCCAGAUGAUCUGUUAGUGGACAUUGACCAUGCGGUUAUCAUGUCUUGUCGCGGGCUGAUAGAGAAGCGACUAGACGGAUGCUUUCACUUCAUUCAUAUAACGGCAAAAGACUUUAUAUCCGCGCGAACUAUUGUCUCUUCAGCCGGUGUGGACUUUACCACAUCCGCUUGGAGUGCAUCCUGCGAGAUUACAACUGCAUGCAUCAAGUAUAUGACAUUUGCUAUCCCGCUGCAGCCUCUUUCUACACGCAUGGGCACAUCUGCUGUCCCAGGCGAGUUAAGAGAAUCUUACCCAUUCCUAGAGUAUGCGUCGCUCAAAUGGGCUCACCACCUGAAAUACCUGGUAGAAAAAGCUGAAUAUAGUUCCGAAUUGGACCAACCAGCACAUCUCGCAUCCUUUGAGGCUUGUUUGGAUACUCUAAAGAGAUUCUUAAACCUCAAACUUAAUAUAAUGCUCUGGAUAGAAGCGGUUUAUACUUUCGAAGGAGGGGCUGAGCUGAUUAAAUCAUGUGCAAAGGAGCUGAAAGCGGCCGCCGCAUCACUUGUGAAUCUCCUCACAAACGAUACAUUCACCUCAUCCAGGCUGGAGACCCUUUAUCGCGAUAUCAGUGAAUUUGCCGUUGAUAUCCUUGAAAUAGAGGCAUCGUGGAAUAGUACUCUAUGCAGUCGUCCACAUGAGAUCUGGGGCGACGUGACCCUGUUUACCCAGAGUCGAUUCUUACAACCUACCUCGGCAGCAAGCUUGGAAUGUCUCUCUGCUGGCGGCCAAUCGGGAAAUGGAAAUAGGAAAGCAAGGUUCUCCGUAUCUGAAACAUCAUCUGAUGGGCAACGAAUGGCAGUGCUAAGUGUCUGGCCAUCUGAAUUGUUCGAAAUGCUCUGGACAGGAACUGGGGAAUUCCGAAAUAUCAUGUCAAAUGAUGGCAACCUAUAUGAUCCAUCUAUUCAGUUGGACUUCAAACAGGACCCGUCAUUGAGCCCAAAACUUUGCAAAGGGUGGAAAGCCACGUAUGAGAUAUACCGAAUCGGCGAUAACAGCACCAGAUUGUGCCUCGUAGGCAUACCUCUUGAGGAGGAGGAAGUAUCUAUGCAGCUUCGUCAAUCGCUAAGAGGAUUUAUGAGAAACUGGAAACUGAAUUUCCCACUUGCCAUUAGUCCUAGCCUCUCCGUUAUUACCAUUCUUCGGUCUGUUUACACAGCAAAAGUUGAGCUUUCACGAACAACCAACCAGCUCACCGUACAAGUAUCGACUCCAGCAAUUCUGGACACUAGCCACAUCGACCCGGAUGGAGCUUACUGGUCCGAAAGGCGAGCUCAUUUUGAACUGCCAUAUUUGUACAAUAUCAAGAUUGGCUGCAAUGAUGGGUUCUUAAUAUUUCAGGACGAAGAUCUCGGGUUCAGAUCAAAAAACGACCGCUCAAUAGCCGUUUUUAGUCUAUAUCUCCAACAAGGAGAGCCCGCAGUGCGAUAUAUCGACUGCUUUUCGUAUCGGAUAUCGAUUGCAGGAGGAAGUUUGUGUGUGCUACACAAUCGUUAUCCAAUGGUGCUAUUUGCCGCAUUCAAGGAUCUAUACGCUUGGAAUUUAGAAGCAACCAAACUUGGCCAUCGAUAUUACCUCUCCCCUCAAUGCCAACAUCAAAACGAACGCGAGAUAUACACGAUGUUGACGAUCGAAAUGACCAUUCGAAUGAGGAACAGCCAAAUAAGAAACAACGAUUUGGCGAAUCAUCACAAGCAAUACAGCGGUCGUCUAUAUCUUUUUCUGGAGUCGUAGGAUCUGUUAACGGCAAUAAAGGCCAGAUGUUGUGUCUGGGAAAAGCUGCCUCAAUACGAGGCACAGAUCUCUAUAGUUAUAGAGGAGACGGCAUCGAAAAUGCGCGUUUGCUCUCUACUCCGAGUUCACUAAGCAUUCAUUCAUUUAAGCCUUCGGUACGACUAACAGACUCGAUGGAUGAAAAGACCGUGGUGGUGCUUAACAGGACGCAGCCAUUUUCAUACAGUUCAGACGACAAUGCUGACUUAAAACUUCCAAUUGUCGUGCGGCGAGAUCCAAGAUCAAUUGUCUUUAAUAAGGUAGACCUCAACAGAACAAAUGCUGUUGAGGGUGGACUUCCUAAUAACAUGUUAGAGGAUGUCAACCUGGAUAAUUCUAGUCGUUAAAACCCGUCGUUUCUCUAAUAAAUUAUCGCCAACG